AUCCCGCAGAGCAAUGAGCCGGCUAUAGUGAGUCUCCAGUUUUGGGGCUCUUGCCUUGAAGGCGUUCCUAGUCCCCGCCUUCACAUCAGAUUUCGGGGGUCUCCUGAUGUUGAAGGAUGGGCUGGAUUGAUGUGGAACUUUGUUCCAGCAGAGCCCAUCCAUUGAUGAUGCAGAGAUUACUCAGAGUUCAUCCCCACAGUAUAAGCUUGCCUGAGAAAGAAGACCAGAAGAAGAGGGGGGAAAAGGAGGAAUGGCUCUUUUCCAGGGACAGUUGACCUUCAGGGAUGUGGCUGUAGAGUUCUCUCAGGAGGAGUGGGAGUGCCUGGGCCCUGCUCAGAGGGCCUUGUACAGGGACGUGAUGCUGGAGACCUGCAGGAACCUCGUCUCCCUGGGUGAGGAAACCGUCCCUCCAGAAGUCGGGAGUCCUACUGGAUUUGGGAUCAAAGAAUUAUCACCAACAGAGGACAUUAAUAAAGGAGAAUUUUACCACGUAGUGAUAUUGGAGAGAAAUGAAAGCCAUGGCAUCAAGGAUUUUGAUCUCAAGGAAGUCUGGGAAGAUAUGCACGAGUUUGAGAGUCAGUGGGAGUAUGAUGCAAGAAAUGACAAAAAAGUGCCUUUGACCCAUAACAAAAAUCUCACUUGUAGAAAAGAUCAUAAACUGAAUCAUUCCUCACUUAAUCUUCCUCAAAAGCAGUGUGUUUCUGUAAGAAAUAAUACAUACCACUAUUUCAUGGAUGAUGAACCAUUUAUAAGGAAUUUGGUAAAACUGGACAAUAACAGAAGUGGUGCCAGAAACCAAUCCAUAAACCGCUUGGAAAAUACAAUUGGAUUAAGUUUGCAGGCACACCUGGGUGAACUGCAGAGAUUUCACAGUGAGGAGAAAACGUUUGCAUGUAAUCCAGUUGAGAAGAGUGUCAGCAAUGGUUCCUCAGUCUCACUACUUGAAAGAACUCCUCCCAGGACCCAAACCAUUUGGAAUAAAUCUAGAAAGAUUUUUAAAUCUCAUUUGUUACCUGCACAAGACAGGAAAGCACACCCUAGAGGAAAAUCUUACAAAUGUAAUGACUGUGGCAAAGUCUUUACAGAGCGCUCACAUCUUACUCGGCAUAAGAAAAUCCAUACUGGAGAGAAACCUUAUAAAUGUGAUGAGUGUGGCAAAGCCUUUAACCAGUGUUCGAACCUCACGAGGCAUCAGAGAGUCCAUACAGGAGAGAAGCCAUAUAAAUGUAACAUAUGUGGUAAGGUCUGUAGUCAAAAUUCAAACCUUGUAAGUCAUCAGAGAAUGCAUACUGGAGAGAAACCUUACAAAUGUAAUGAAUGUGGUAAGUCUUUUAACCAACAUUCACACCUUUGGUGUCAUGAGAGAAUUCAUACUGGUGAGAAACCUUACAAAUGUAAUGAAUGCAGCAAAGCCUUUGCUGGGCGUUCAAGCCUUACUCAACAUAGAAAAAUCCAUACUGGAGAGAAACCAUACAAAUGUAAGGAGUGUGGGAAAGCUUUUAAGCAGUACUCACACCUCAUUAGACAUCAGAAUACACAUCCUGGAGAGAAGCCACACAAGUGUGAUGUAUGUGGCAAGGCUUUUAUACAAAGCUCUAGCCUUGUAGAACAUCAGAGGAUUCAUACAGGAUAAAAACCAUAUAAAUGUAAUAAAUGUGGUAAAGCUUUUAUCAGACGUUCACACCUCUGGGGACCUGAGAGAACUCAUACUGGAGAGAAACCUUACAAAAGUAGUGAGUGUGGCAAAGCCUUUGCUGAGCGCUCAAAUCUUACUCAACACAGAAAAAUCCAUACUGGAGAGAAACCUUAUAAAUGUAAUGAGUGUGCCAAAGCAUUUACCCUAUUUGCAAACCUUACUGGGCAUCAGAAAAUACACACUGGAGAGAAACCACACAAAUGUAAUGUGUGUGACAAGGCUUUUAUCCAAAGUUCAAGCCUUAUGGAACAUCAGAGAAUUCAUACAGGAGAAAAACCUUAUAAAUGUAUUGAAUGUGAUAAGGCUUUUUCAAACAGUUCACACAUAUGGGGUCAUCAGAGAACUCAUACUGGAGAGAAACCGUACAAAUAUAUUGAGUGUGGUAAAGCCUUUACAGAGUGUUCACAUCUUACUCAACAUAAGAAAAUCCAUUCUGGAGAGAAAGCUUUUAAGUGUAAUGAGUGUGACAAAGCUUUUACCCAAUUUGCCAAACUUAUUAGGCAUCAGAAAAUACAUAGUGGAAAGGAGAAAGGAAAAUCUUACAAAUGUAGUGACUGUGGGAAGGCUUUUAGCAAAAGCUCAAACCUCAUGAGUCAUGAGAGAAUUCAUUAUGGACAGAGACCUCACAAAUGUAAUGACUGUGGCAAAGCCUUUACAGACCGUUCAAAUCUUACUCGACAUAAGAAAAUCCAUACUGGAGAGAAACCUUAUAAAUGUAAUGAGUGCGGCAAAGCGUUUACCCAAUGUGCAAACCUUACUAGGCAUCAGAUAAUACACACUGGAGAGAAACCACACAAAUGUAAUGUGUGUGACAAGGCUUUCAACCAAAGUUCAAGCCUUAUGGCACAUCGGAGGAUUCAUACAGGAGAAAAACCUUAUAAAUGUAAUAAAUGUGAUAAGGCUUUUAUCAAACGUUCAGACCUUUGGGGUCAUGAGAGAACUCAUACUGGAGAGAAACCUUACAAAUGCAGUGAGUGUGGCAAAGCCUUUGCUGAGCGCUCAAAUCUUACUCAACACAGAAAAAUCCAUACUGGAGAGAAACCUUACACGUGUAAUGAGUGUGGCAAAGCUUUUACGCAGUUUGCAUCCAUUACGAGGCAUCAGAAAAUACACACAGGAGAGAAACCACACAAAUGUAACGUGUGUGAGAAGGAUUUUAUCCAAAGUUCAAAUCUUAUGGCACAUCAGAGAAUUCAUACGGGAGAAAAACCUUAUAAAUGUAAUAAAUGUGAUAAGGCUUUUAUCAAACGUUCAGACCUUUGGGGUCAUGAGAGAACUCAUACCGGAGAGAAACCAUACAAAUGUAAUGAGUGUGACAAAGCAUUUACCCAUUUUGCAACCCUUCAUACACAUCAGAAAAUACACACUGGAGAUAAACCACACAAAUGUAACGUGUGUGACAAGGAUUUUAUCCGAAGUUCAAGCCUUAUGAGACAUCGAAGAACUCAUACAGGAGAAAAACCUUAUAAAUGUAAUAAAUGUGAUAAGGCUUUUAUCAAACACACAGACCUUUGGGGUCAUGAGAGAACGCAUACUGGAGAGAAACAAACGUAAUGAGUGUGGCAAAGCCUUUAAUGACGUAUUCGCAUCUUACUCACAUAAAAUCCAUACUAGAGAGUGUGGCACACCUUUUACCCAAUUUGCCAAACUUAUUAGACUUCAUACAAUACACAGUGAAAAGAAAGAGUAUAAGCCUAGUAUGUGUGGCAAUGCUUUUAUUCAAAGCUCAGCUUUUGGGGAUCAUCAAAGAACGCAUAGUAGAAAGAAACCUUGCAAAUAAAAUGAGCAAGUGUUCAAGUCUUACUCAGCAUCAGAGAUGCCAUCGUGGAGAGGGAUCAUAAGACACUAACGUGUGGCAAAACUUGUAACCAGGGCUCCCACCUCACCUGGUAUCAGAGUAUAAAUCUCCGAAAGAAGGCACACAAAUGGAAUGUACGGCAAGGCUUAUCCAGAGCUUAUUCCUUAUGGAACAUUAAUUCUUCCUAGGAGAAAUCUUAAAAAUGUAAUGAGUGCAAUCAGCUUUAUAAAAGUGUACAACUUUGGGGAGGAACGUAAAAAUAAAUGAAUGGGAUUAAGAGGUAUAGACUCCCAAUGAUAAACAGAAAAAUGUGCAACUUUGUGGUCCUGAAGGAAAUCACAACAUAUAAUUCAUACGGGACAGAAACAUUACAAAUAUAAUGAAGGUGAUAAUUUAUUUAGUCAAUUCUCUCAAUGGACUACCAUAAGGAAAUUCAGACUAAGGGGAACUAGGUUUAUUUUGAGCACUAACCAAUCUUAGAUGUUAAAGUCUACAGAAAAUUAAAAUUAUUUAAGAUUCAUGAGAUGAAGUGUGUCAGUGCAACAAGUUUAUCUGUGAAAAGACCUAAUCAUCUUCUGUUUAAAUCAGUUUUAAAGAUUU
Molecule: messenger RNA, 4094 nt
Organism: Suricata suricatta (meerkat)
Lineage: Eukaryota; Metazoa; Chordata; Mammalia; Carnivora; Herpestidae
Product: zinc finger protein 677-like
Biological process (GO): regulation of transcription by RNA polymerase II
Molecular function (GO): DNA-binding transcription factor activity, RNA polymerase II-specific; RNA polymerase II cis-regulatory region sequence-specific DNA binding
Source: RefSeq, a predicted model, not a curated record